Monopterus albus (swamp eel) is the source of this 9343-nucleotide messenger RNA. RefSeq names its product latent-transforming growth factor beta-binding protein 4. Gene Ontology annotation, molecular function: calcium ion binding. NCBI's taxonomy places the organism in Eukaryota, Metazoa, Chordata, Actinopteri, Synbranchiformes, Synbranchidae. The coding region runs from base 36 to 5486 and encodes 1816 amino acids. The record is from RefSeq and is a predicted model, not a curated record. The transcript has 35 exons.
AGAGAGAGUGGGGAGGUGGUUUGGGAAUUUGGGCAAUGCAACACACUCAGAAACUGACUGAAGUGCUCGCUAUGCUGCAGCCUCCAUUCUGCUGUUUGCUGUCCUCUGUCUUCUUCUUCUUCUUCAUCUGUCCUCUGCCAGCUGAUGGACAGACAGCCGGAGAAGGGGGGUUGGAGAGGUUCCAGGUGGUGUUUACGCCCACCAUCUGCAAGGUGCGCUGCAGGCAGGGCCGGUGUGUCAACCACUGCGAGAGAGGCAACAUGACCACGUUGUACAGCGGCGAGGGAGGAGGAGGGAGGAGAGACAGCUUCCAUGGGCAGGGCUUCAGAGUCUUCCUUUGUCCUCUGCUCUGUAAGAAUGGAGGCUUCUGUCUGCACAAAGAUCGCUGCCUCUGUCCAACCAGCUUCACCGGGAAGUUCUGCCAGAUCCCCGUGGCCCCCACUGCUGCUGCGGACGCCCCUGCUGUAGCGUCUCCCUCGUCCACCAAUGAGAUCAUCAAACCUGUGCUCCUCUCUGACAUGGCAGCCAAUCAGGAGCUGAUGCAGUCUGAGUUCCUCCUGCCAUUGGGACACAGCCAGGAGGCAGCGAGCGCUGAGGCAGCGAGCGCUGGAGCUCCCGUUCCCUCCAUGGUGAAGGUCCAAGUGCGGCACCCCCCUGAGGCCACUGUGAAGAUCCACAAGGUAGUAAAGGUCUCUGGAUUCAGCCCCCCUGUGCAGGUGCUCUCCUCCUCAGGGUCAGCUGGCGCUCCAGGCCAGAGAAGCCAGGGGGUCCAGGCCCAGACGGUGAGGGGGGAUGGCAUGUACAUGCAGCAUUCCGGCUUCAAGUACUGCUUCAGGGAGGUCAAAGAUGGACAGUGCAGCUCUCCUCUGCCUGGACUGAGGAGCCGAGAAAUGUGCUGCAGAGGGAUCGGGAAGGGCUGGGGGAUCACCGACUGCGUCCUCUGUCCUGACAACACAGGUCCGAACAACAGUAGCUGUCCGCCUGGUUUUGAGCGAGCCAACGGAACGCAUUGUGUCGAUGUGAAUGAGUGCCUCCAGCCGGGACUGUGUGAGAACGGGCUCUGUGUGAACACCAGGGGGAGCUAUAGCUGUGUGUGUAGGGUGGGGUUCAUCCUCGACGCCUCACAUGGAAUCUGCAUCUCCCAGAGUGUGAUAUCAGAGGAGAAGGGUCAGUGUUACCGGAUCCUGGAGUCGGGUCGGGGCCCGUCCUCGUGCUCCCUGCCCAUCCUCAGGAACAUCACCAAGCAGAUCUGCUGCUGCAGCCGAGUCGGCAAGGCCUGGGGAACGGACUGCGAGAGGUGUCCUUACUUUGCUUCAGUGGCCUUUAAAGAGAUCUGUCCGGCCGGUCCUGGUUAUCACUACUCACCUUCAGUUCUGCAGUUCAACCAGAAAGUCACCGAGCAGCUGGGAGGCCGAGGAGCUACGCUGGUAGCCGCUAGCAGCCAGCAUACUCAGGGUCCUGGUCCAGAGUUUGAUAGUGGAAUCUCUGGGUCUCAGAACCCAUUGUCCUCUGGAGAGAGAGCUGGUGGAAUGAGUACCUCUCUGAGUUCUGCUUCAGAUAUCGGAUCCAGUGAUGAAUCAGCUGGCACCAGCAGUACCCAGGCAAAACUCAGCCAGCCUCAGCCUCGUCCCCAGCUUCCGGUUCAGUCUCCAGCUCAGCCUCGUCCCCAGCUUCCGGUUCAGCCUCGCCCCCAGUCUCCGGCUCAGCCUCGUCCCCAGCUUCCGGCUCAGCCUCGUCCCCCGCUUCCGGUUCAGCCUCCGGCCCUCGUCCCCAGCUUCCGGCUCAGCCUCGUCCCCAGCCUCCGGCUCAGCCUCACCCAGCUGCUGGCUCUUCCUCCUCCAAGCCUGUGCAGCCUGGCAGCACCGGCACCACAGCCACCCAGGACGAAGCACCGACUCUGGGCAGACCAGGGGUCCAGCAGGGCCGGCCUGAGUCAGCUGCAUCGUUCACAACACAACCAAGACCUCUGCCUCCAUCCACCGGGAGUCAAGAAAAUACCAGAGCUUAUAUUUCAUCGGAGCUGCACAGAUAUCAUGUCCUGUAGUUUGCAGAUCCUCUCGCAGGCUUGUGCCAUGGAGCAGUGGUUCACAACGAGGUCCAGAGGUGCAGUUCAGCCUCCAGCUAGAGGGGCAUCUUUCCCUGCUCAGCCACAGACCCCUCAUCGUGGCGCAGAGCUGCCUCCUCUGCACAGCAGACCAGCUGUCAGCCCAACGACACGGCCCCCCAGAGUCCAGGCAGUGCGAGGUGUGUGUGAGAGCAGACCGGGUGUGUGUGGGCGUGGCCGCUGUGUGGAUCAGCCGGGCGGGAAACACACCUGUGUGUGUGAUCAGGGAUACCAGCCCAACUCUCAGCGCACCUCCUGCCAAGAUGUGAAUGAGUGUGUGCAGUCUCCAGGUGUGUGUUCGGUGGGGGAAUGUGUGAACACCGUGGGAAGCUACACGUGUGCGUGUCCGUCUGGAUACAGGAGCAGUGGCCAGCAGACCCUAUGCCAAGACGUCGAUGAGUGCCAGCUGAACCCCUGCAGUAACAGUCGCUGUGAAAACACUCCAGGUAGCUACAGGUGUGUCUGUCGCCAUGGUUACAGGCUCACCGGCAACACCUGCACAGAUGUGGACGAGUGUAAGGAUCCUCUGCGUUGUCCAGGUCAGGAGUGCAUCAACAGCCAGGGCUCGUACCGCUGCGUGUCCUGUCAGCCUGGAUAUGAACUGCUCAACAGGCUCUGUACAGACAUCGAUGAGUGUCGCCAGGCUCCUUGCUCCAACGGUCGCUGUGAAAACACACCAGGGAGCUACCGCUGUGUCUGUCACCAUGGUUACAAGCUCCAGGACAACACCUGUACAGAUGUUGAUGAGUGUGCAGAGCUGUCUCAGUGUCCUGGUCAGAUGUGUGUCAACUCUGUGGGAUCAUAUCGCUGCGUGUCCUGUCGACCAGGAUACACACUGGCUGGCAGACAGUGUAUUGAUGUGAAUGAGUGUGAGGACAGCCGGACGUGUCCCGGGCAGCGGUGUGUGAACACUGAAGGAUCCUACAGAUGUGUGGCCUGUCAGCAGGGACACCACAGUGUGAACGGAGUGUGUACAGAUAUAGACGAGUGCGCAAGUGUCAGGGCAUGUGACGCACAGCGGGUGUGCGUGAACACCAUCGGCUCGUUCAGGUGCGACUGUCCACCUGGUUAUCGAACCUCCGGCCUGGGCAGGCAGUGCAGAGAUAUUAAUGAGUGUUUGGAGGGGGACUUCUGCUUCUCCAGAGGAGAGUGCGUGAACACGCCAGGCUCCUACACGUGUGUGUGCUCUCGGGGCUUCACGCUGAGUGACAACAGGACAGCGUGCCUCGACGUGGACGAGUGUAUGAAGUCAGGUGUGUGUUUGGAUGGUCGCUGUGUGAACACCGACGGCUCAUUCCAGUGCCAGUGUCAAACCGGCUUCACCACCAACCCUGAGAAGACCGCCUGCCUCGAUGUGGAUGAAUGCAUCUCAUCCGGAGGGUCGGUCUGUGGCUCACGGCGAUGUGAAAACACGAUCGGCUCCUACCGCUGCCUCACUUCCUGUGAGCCGGGCUACCGGGUCGCUCAGACUGGCGAGUGUGUAGACCUCAACGAAUGUGCCAAUAAGUCGGUGUGUGGCAACCACGGCGUCUGUCAGAACCUGAUAGGAACCUACCUGUGUGUGUGUGACCGGGGCUUCACCCCCACCGCCAACCGAAAGGCCUGUGUGGAUGAAGACGAAUGUGUGUCCGUGCCGGGCGUGUGUGGUCCAGCUCGCUGCAAGAAUGUGGAGGGCUCCUUCACGUGUGAGUGUGACGCACCGGGAGAGUUCGACACCAGGACCAGGCAGUGCGUCAGUGCUUCACAACCAGGACAGAUAGUCCCCAACUACCACCUGUCGUCCUCCUCAUCGUCUUCGUCCUCCUCCCCGUCCUUCCACAGCAGUGUGGUAAAUUUGGACCCAAUCCUCCCCCACCUCCCCACGGCUCGUCCCGGCGAGCUGAGGGAGUGCUACUACAACCUGGCAGAGCGGGGAACCUGCAGCGUGCUGGCUACCAACACCAGCCAGCAGGAGUGCUGCUGCACGCUGGGGGAGGGCUGGGGGCUGGGCUGCCAGUACCACACCUGUCCCCCAGUAAACACAGCCCAGUUUCUGUCCCUGUGUCCCAGUGGGGUAGGAUACGUCACUACUGGACCAGGAGCCUUCAGCUAUAGAGAUGUGGAUGAGUGUAAGCGUUUCCAUCCAGUGGUGUGUAAGAACGGAGUGUGUGUCAACAACAUCCCCGGGUACAACUGCUACUGCUCCAGUGGAUAUGUUUACAACAGCACACUGCUGGAGUGUAUCGAUUACGAUGAGUGUGAGGAGGAGAGUUGUGUCGGAGGAGUGUGUGUGAACACGGUGGGCUCCUACUACUGCAGCUGUCAGCCUCCGCUGGUGCUCGACGACACACAGCGGAACUGUGUCAACUCGUCCCACCUCACUGUGGACGAGAACCUGUCCGUGUGCUGGCAGCACGUCUCAGCAGACCUGAUGUGUCAGAGUCCUCUGCUGGGCCCUCAGGUCACCUUCAUGGACUGCUGCUGCCUGUACGGCGAGGGAUGGGGGAUGGAGUGUGCCCUCUGCCCCUCCACUGACUCAGAGGACUACGCUCUUCUGUGCAGUUCGUUUUACCCACCCCGUUUACCGGAUUCGAGCAGACCAGAGACAGGAGUGAGACCGGGAGCUGGACGAGGAGGAGUGAGCGCUCCUCCGGCCUUCCCCCCCUUCAGUCUGGACUCCUUUCCCCCAGCUCUGGUUCCCGGCGGAGACUUCAGUCAUGCCGACUACGACGACUACUCUCCAGCAGGAGGCAGCAGGUCGGGCUCCAGAGAGAGGACGCCGACCUCCUUCGGUCUGCCGGACCGAGCCUAUCGUAGGCCCGAGUACGGCACUGGUUACUACACCGAAGGAGACUACAGUCCCCCUGAUGCCUCCCGACCCAGGCCACCAACUUUACACCUCCCCCCAGACCCCCGCGAAGAGAUUGCGUUCGGGGUCCGGCCGCCUCCUCCAUCCCAACCCGAUGGCCCCCCUAUCAGCCUGGCCCCACUACCUGUAGCUCCCUACGAGGAGCAGGACGAGGAUGAGGAGGAAACUUGGAGGCCCAGGCCGCCGUUCCCUCCUUUCACUGAGAGUGGAGGAGGAGCUCAGAGGAGAGUGUAUGACAGGCGUUAUGAGCCCUACGCCAGCCUGAGCGCAGCAGAGGACUGUGGGAUACUGCAUGGCUGUGAGAACGGCAGGUGUAUUCGCGUCACAGAGGGUUACACCUGUGACUGCUACCAAGGUUAUGAGCUGGACAUGACCUCCAUGACCUGUAUAGAUAUAAACGAGUGUGAUGGCGGCGUCAGCGUGGAGUUCCCAUGUGUGAACGCUCGCUGUGUGAACACCGAGGGCUCGUUUCGCUGCGUCUGUAGGAGAGGAUACGUCAUGUCCCGCAGACUGAACCACUGUGUGGCUGCCUAGACCGGACUGCACCGGACUGGGCUCAAUUAGACUGGUCUACAUGAUCGAAGACUGGACUACACACUAGCAGACUGGGCUGGACUAGAUUAGACUUUUAGGACCAGAUCUGAUAAACCGGACUUGACCAGGCUAAGAUGUUCUGGACUAAACUGGGCCAAGGUUUCACCAGAUCAGUCCAGAUUACAGAACAACCUUUGACCCCUUUUAGCUUGAACACGCCCCCUUUUCAAGUUCAGAAAAUGCAUUCAAAGCCCUCCCUCCUCCUCCACUGCUGGCGCUCCCACCCAGGUUUGGCUACGGUUUCUUUAAUUCUUUGGGUGUAUUCCAGAGGGUUUCAGGCUGUGAGGAAGGAGCAGAGAUGCUGUGAGAGGUGACAGGAUUAUGUGUUAGAUUCCGUGUGACUUACACUCCCCAGUAUCUCCAAUGUCAUGAACGUCCACAGGCUGGUUCACUUAGAGACAAACCUGCAGAACCUGCCUGAGAAUCCUCCUGUUUUAAGUUCCCUUCAGUCUCCCAGUGAUCCACUGACAGAUGCAUAUACAUCCAUGGACACAGCACCAGCAGCUGCUAAUAGCUAAUUCAGCAUUCUUCAUUUUCCAAAAUGUCAACAAAUGCAGGCUAAAAAACAGGCUCAAUUUGUAGCCCACUGCGUAACUCACUGGGUCCAUGGCACCGUCUUGUGAAAGUUUACACCUACAUGUUAAAGACAGCUUUCCUAAAUGAAAAUGUAAAAGUGGGCUGUUGAGCAGGCUCUGUAACUGUGACUUGUUAAAUGGUUUCAGCUGUUCAAAUGCCUCAGUAGAACAUCUGGUGCUUGGCCAGAAUUCAUAGGCUCACAGUAACUCAUGUCUGUACGGCUCACUUUUCAUGCACAAAGCCUGAAACCCUCCUUUUCUCCCAGCCAACAUGGAGAGCAGUGACAGAGUACCAUUGUGUAGUAGCACUACUCUUAAGUUGCGUACUCUGAAUCUGCCAUACUGUCCUCACUGCUGACAGUCGAGUGCUGUAUUUAUGUGUGUGGUGUGAAGGGCUGUAGCGCGGGUGAGCCUGACAUUGUCUCGUAGUUUCGGCGGUGUGGUGGACCAGGAAACGUCAAGAAAACAGAAUGUCAGCAGAUGUGGUGACGACAAAUAACCAGUUAAAACUCAGAGCGACAGAUAGCCCUGUAACUUCAGCACUGUGCGGCUGCUGAUUUGAAUCAUGCCUCAAAUCAGUGCAGGUAAAUAAAGAAAACAGCCAAGAGAAACACAGCUCGACUAGACGAGACUGGGCUGAAUGAGGUAAGGCAGGAGACACACAGGGUUAAACACAGACUAUUUUUCAGCUGGGUUUUUAUCCAGGCCUGGCCCAAAGCCCUGCUCCCUUCAGGGGAACAUAACAUAAACUAAUUAUGCUUCAGUUUAUUAUUUACUGUGCAGUCAGUUUCAAAUUCUGGUCCCAGUUUCCAGUGGUUCCCAGGUUCCAGUUUAGACCUGAAUGGGAGUUCUGUGUUUGUGUUAGAGCUUCUUUGGUUUAGACAUAGAGAAAGGUUGAUAAAAGUCUUUAGGAAACAGCAGAAGAAAAGACUGGUAAUAUCAGUGUCUUCCCAGUCUAAACCAGUCUAGCCCCUUUUAGCCCAGUGGUUGGAACCAGGCUAAUCUAGCUGCAGAUGUUGGGCCAGCUGUUUGGCCCCAUGUUAGUCCCCAGGCUGCAGGUUCAGAGAGUUGAAGCGUCUAGUAGCUUCCUUUAAACGAGACAAGCGACGUAGAAGAAGAAACAGGUGCGUGUGUAUUUUUAAAAAACUAAACCAGGCUUCACUGGGGAGCAGGAGAAGAAUGCUGACCUCAGAUCAGAAACAACAGCUUUACUUUUUAUCCUGAUAGAAAACAGAGGGAAACGUCAUGUGCAAAUGGGUCCAAUCACAGGUGUUCUUCCUGUUCCUCCCACUCUGCUGAUAUCACAUGGCUUCUGUAUCCAAUCAGGUGCAUAGGCCGUUUGUACACACACACACCCGUUUCUAGAGGCUCAAAAUGCUUAUGCACCUGACUGUAACUACAGCCCGUUUUACCAAAGAUGAAUAAAAUAGCGUUUACUUUGACUGAUUACAGGACAAUGGACACGGUGCCAGUACAGUAUGAACAUGUACACACUCUGACAGGUUCACACGUUGGAUAGCAGCUUUAGAAUCAGUACUGAGUGACUAAGUAGUUAACAACCCUCUGAUUUCUCUUCACAUUUCAACCAAAGGAAAAGUCCAAAACAUGUCCUUCCUGCCAGCAUGUGGAGACCCAAACCAACAGGCCUGAUGCAUCUUGCUCCUCUGUUGCAGGUUCAUGUGCACACGCAUAGCGCCACCCUGUGACAGCCACGCCGUUGCACUGGGUGACAUGUUCCUUCAUGAAGACACAGUGUUGUUCCCUCUACCACAGAUACUCACUAGAGGCCAAAUGUGAAUUCAUCCACUGCAGAAACUAGUCCCCCACAGAUCCACUGUUGCCUCCAGCUGCUUUGAUUAAAAAACGGCUGUGAGCAGCUGUCGUAGGAAACUACUGAGCCUUUUUCAAAUCAAACGAUAUGUUUGUGUGCUGUUGUUAAAGACUGAGAUCCUCAGUAAGAACCGACACGCUUGAAGCCACAGAGGUGCACGGACAGACUGUUGGUUUGGGCCUAAACGUGCGACUUGUUAAAAACAGAACUCAGUACUGACAUGUCUGUACUUUGUAUUUGUUGGCUGAUUGAAGCUUUUUUCACCCAGAACAAACGUCCCAGCUUUAACACAGCUUCCACACCAGAAUGUACUGGAAGCUGCGUUCAGUCAUACUGUGUAUAUAAUCCUUCACGUUCUCACUGGAUGGUCCUGCUCGGCCUGUAGGAGUCUUUACUGUGCUUGUAUCCCGUCUGAUGUAGUUAACAUGAUGAACGUUGUAUAACAUGCACUGUACCUGCCAGAGACCAGCUUCUUUUGUUCACACAAAAUUUAUUGUAAAUUGUUCAAACUUCAGUCUCUGGUGCCUUUUAACUGUUCACAUUUAUGGUUAAUGAUUCACCUUUUUAUCAUUGUUGUUUGUAUGACAAGAAAUGAAAAUAUAUUUGCACAUGUUUACUGAACCCUGCCUGCGUCACCUGUGGUGGUUUGUAGGGCAGAGCGGAGAAGCAGUGAGCUGCUGGGUCACAGCCCGACUGCAGCUGGUGAACAUCUGGUGGAGGAAGACGGGAGGCAGGAAGUUACUGUCAGUCCACAUGGAGCAAAGCUGAAACUGAGCCAGGCUGUGCGAGGGCGACAAACUGCAAAACCACCACAAACACACACAAACCGGUCACAGAGAGCAUCAGGUGGUAACUGGUCGUGUACCCCCCAUCUGUUGCUGCUGAAUGAGCUCAGGGUGAUGCUGGCUCCGUGACAUUAAUGCCUACACUGUGUGUGGAUCCAGGCCUGUAAGCCACUUUACACUGCGGGCCAAUCCGUCCACACACAGACACACACCGUCACCCUGAGGCAGCAUUAAUGGGCUUUCAGAGGUUCACCCAGUUCCCAGGCUGAACGUGGGAGACACUGGGACAGAACGGACGCCGCAUUAAAAGCUGAUGUUCAGGCCAGCGUCCUCGUGCACGCUGCCACCACUGCUCUGUCCUCAUCUGCAGGACAGGCCCAGGGUUUUACUCUCUUUUGUUGCCUAACAGAAGCUAAGUGUGCAAACAGCUGUAUGGCCCAGCUGUGCUUCCUGCUGUGUCACUCAACUCUGGAAACCUGCUAGUUUCAUGUAUUUUCACUGCCACUGAGGUUAGUCUUGAAACAAAGUAAACGGAGCAACUUGGAUUAAAUGAUUACAUUGAACUGUGAAGAGAGUUGAUGAAGGUGGAGUGAGACACAACUGAGG